This is a messenger RNA of Balaenoptera musculus (blue whale), 1906 nucleotides long. It is a transcript of the gene WIF1, whose product is annotated as WNT inhibitory factor 1. The coding region runs from base 198 to 1337 and encodes 379 amino acids. The record is from RefSeq and is a predicted model, not a curated record. Lineage: Eukaryota; Metazoa; Chordata; Mammalia; Artiodactyla; Balaenopteridae. Gene Ontology annotation, biological process: anatomical structure development. The transcript is spliced from 11 exons. Gene Ontology annotation, molecular function: signaling receptor binding. Gene Ontology annotation, cellular component: extracellular region; cell surface.
CCGGGCCCUCCCAAGGGGCUCUCCGGGCCAGAAGCCGAGAUCCGGCCCAAGCCCCCAGGAGUCCAGCCGGGAGGCUACACGCCCAGCUGUCUACGCGGGAACGGCUCCGGUUGAGAGACAACUUAACGGCUGCAGGUUGGGUAGGUGCGGCAGGAGUUUCAGCUGCGAGAGCCACCAGCCAGGAGGUCCGGAGUAGUAUGGCCCGGAGAAGCGCCUUCCCUGCCGCCGCGCUCCGAGUCUGGAGCAUCCUCCCGUGCCUGCUCGUGCUGCGGGCGGAGGUCGGGCAGCCGCGGGAGGAAAGCCUGUACCUGUGGAUCGAUGCUCACCAGGCGAGAGUGCUCAUAGGAUUUGAAGAAGAUAUCUUGAUUGUUUCAGAGGGGAAAAUGGCCCCUUUUACACAUGAUUUCAGAAGAGCACAACAGAGAAUGCCAGCCAUUCCUGUCAAUAUCCAUUCCAUGAAUUUCACUUGGCAAGCUGAAGGGCAGGCAGAAUACUUCUAUGAAUUCCUGUCCUUGCGCUCCCUGGAUAAAGGCAUCAUGGCAGACCCAACCGUCAAUGUCCCUCUGCUGGGAACAGUGCCUCACAAGGCAUCAGUUGUUCAAGUUGGUUUUCCAUGUCUCGGCAAACAAGAUGGAGUGGCAGCGUUUGAAGUGAAUGUGAUUGUAAUGAAUUCUGAAGGCAACACCAUCCUGCAGACUCCUCAAAAUGCCAUCUUCUUUAAAACAUGUCAACAAGCUGAGUGCCCAGGAGGGUGCCGAAAUGGAGGCUUUUGUAAUGAAAGACGGGUCUGCCAGUGUCCUGAUGGAUUCUACGGACCUCACUGUGAGAAAGCCCUUUGCACACCACGAUGCAUGAACGGCGGGCUUUGUGUUACUCCCGGUUUCUGCAUCUGUCCACCUGGAUUCUAUGGAGUCAAUUGUGAUAAAGCAAACUGCUCAGCCACCUGCUUUAACGGAGGGACCUGUUUCUACCCUGGAAAGUGUAUUUGCCCUCCAGCACUUGAGGGGGAACAGUGUGAAAUAAGCAAAUGCCCACAGCCCUGUCGAAAUGGAGGUAAAUGCAUUGGCAAAAGUAAAUGCAAGUGCUCCAAAGGUUACCAAGGAGACCUCUGUUCAAAGCCUGUCUGCGAGCCUGGCUGCGGUACACACGGAACCUGCCACGAACCCAACAAAUGCCAGUGUCAGGAAGGCUGGCAUGGAAGACACUGCAAUAAAAGGUACCGAGGCAGCCUCACGCAUGCCCUGAGGCCAGCAGGCGCCGGGCUCAGGCAGCACACGCCUUCACUUAAAAAGGCCGAGGAACGGCAGGACCCACCUGAAUCCAAUUACAUCUGGUGAACUCCGACAUCUGAAACGUUUUAAGUUACACCAAGUUCAUAGCCUUUGUUAACCUUUCAUGUGUUGAAUGUUCAAAUAAUGUUCAUUACAGUUAAGAAUACUGGCCUGAAUUUUAUUAGCUUCAUUAUAAAUCACCGAGCUGAUAUUUACUCUUCCUUUUAAGUUUUCUAAGUACAUCUGUAGCGUGAUGGUAUAGAUUUUCUUGUUUCAGUGCUUUGGGACCGAUUUUAUGUUAUGUAAGUUGUUCAGGUUAAAUUUUUGUCUUUUCAGUGUGUAGUUGGCAGAUAAUUUCCAAAAGUACAAUGCAUUCAUGAUGUCGAGGGGCUGGGCAACAUUAGAGAAGAUAAAUGGAACAAAAAUGCAUAAAUCACAAGGGUCUGGAUGAAGCAGUUAAAGUGCUGAAGUUAUAGCAUUUCAAAUUAUAUUGUCAUGUAUUUAGACAUUUCUCACAUUUUUUAAAUUCCCCUUAUUUCUAAACUCACAAUACAAUAUAUUUUGACCUUACCAUAAUUCCAGAGAAUUCAGUAUUGAAAAAAAAAAAAAGAGAGAGAGAAAGAAAUAACACUGUG